UUCAGUUUGAGAAUAGACCCAUUUUGAUGAAUACUUUGUGUGGGGAUGUCUCCUCACACAUUCAGUUUAUUAAUCUUGUUGAAUGAGCAUAUCCAAGAUAGAACCCAUAUUAGAGAACCACCCAUACUAACGGCAUGUAUGUCGUUUUCAGCUAUGAUCCGAUCCAAUGGUAUUGACAUGAACAGCAGGCUUGAAGCAGCCUACCUUGCUGACCAGAUAUCUAGAGGACGUCUAGUGAUAAUGUGGGUACCUCAUGAUGAGGGAGACCAAAGGGCUUACAAUGAACUGAUGUCAAGGGGUAGAAUGGAAGUACAAUUCAUUCCAAACAAUCCUCAUUUACCACCAAUUACAUUUGGACCCAGACAAGCUCCUCACAACAAUAACCUCCAUUCCCACAGGUCUGCUCCUUACAACCUACAAAAUCGAACCCGUAAUCCAACAUUCUGCUCACAAUCUAACAAUCCCCCACCCUACGAACCUAUCAAUCACCCAUUCAAUCCUACUAUUAGCCGCCCAACUCUGAACAAUCACCAACCAAACAACCGUCAAACAAAUCCCCUACCAAACAACCGUCAAACAAAUAGCAUUCCUCUACCAAACAGGUCCAACAAUUCUACCCAGCAGCCUAACCGUUCUACAUCAAAUCCUCCUCCUCCUCCUCCUCCUCCUCCUCCUCCUCCUCCUCCAUGCUUCCAAACCAGUUCAAGAAACCCAAGUACCCAGCCACGUCCUCAACCACAUCAAUUCCAACCCUGGAACCAUGGAGACUUUCGAUUAAUGUGGGUGCCAGAUGACCCAACCUUCCCACCUCAAACCUUCCUUUAAGCAUACCCUUCAGCUACACCCAUCACGUGAGAAUAAAUAAGAUGCCGAAUUCCUCCGCUGAUGCCUCUGCUGCCGCAACCACUACAGCCCCACCCUCUGAUGUCACUACAGCCCCAUGCAAUGCCUCAUCUACCACUCCAUGCAAUACCCCAUCUACCACCCCAUGCAAUGCCUCUGCAAAUGAUACCGCUACCUCCGCUACAACUGACACCUCUGCCACAGCCACUGCCGCCCCAACCGCUGAUGGUGCUGCCGCCGCCAACAAUGCGGAGAUAGCCGGAGCAAUCUUCAGAAAGGGUAGAGUAUUCAAACCUGUCACCCUAGAGAGUCUUGCCAAAAUGCCCAGAGGAGUACAGAUUAAUUUACGCUAUGUGAAACGUGUAACCAGUAUAAAUGGUGAGGGAAUAACUGCUGAAUUAGAAAGAGAGUAUGACUAUGCACGUUGUUUCAUGCCCAAAAUGUAUAUCAACACAGUGUUCAAAAGUGUGGGGGAAGAUCCAGUUGAUAUGACUGGGUAUAGUGUUAUUAUACGCGAAGUUUUACCUUUGAAAAAUCGUAAUCGUACACAUACGUUGGAAUUUUUCAAAAAUGGAAUUCCAUGUUCCGAAGCCUAAGCUGAUUGUAUUAUCAAUAGGUAUUGUAUACUUUGGAAAAUUUGCUUAAAAUUUGUUUAAAAUUCUAAAAAUGUAUUGCUGUAUACUACUUGUAGCAUUAUGCUUAAGAAAUGUAUUGUUUUAGUUAUCUUGAUGUAACAAUUUGAUGCUUGAAAUUCUAAAAAUUGAAUUUGUAAAAUUGAAAUUCUAAAAAUUGUUCCGAAGCCUAAAUGCAUAAGCUGAUUGGAUUGUAUUAUCAAUAGGUAUUGUAAAGAUGUUGUAUACUUUGGAAAAUUUGCUUAAAAUUUGUUUAAAAUUCUAAAAAUGUAUUGCUGUAUACUACUUGUAGCAUUAUGCUUAAGAAUUCAGAAAUGUAUUGUCUUAUAAGAUUUAUCUUGUUUACUUGUAAUAAAUUUUGAAAAGUAUUUUCAUCAAAAUGUGUCUUUUAAAAUAAUAAUAAACAAUAUGGAUUGUACUUACUUUAACUGCACUGUAGCACAUAUAAAGAAUUCAGAAAUGUAUUGUCUUAUAAGAUUUAUCUUGUUUACUUGUAAUAAAUUUUGAAAAGUAUUUUCAUCAAAAUGUGUCUUUUAAAAUAAUAAUAAACAAUAUGGAUUGUACUUACUUUAACUGCACUGUAGCACAUACACGUACAUAUAAAGAAUU
Nilaparvata lugens (brown planthopper) is the source of this 2084-nucleotide messenger RNA. RefSeq lists its product as uncharacterized. Bases 867 to 1439 code for a protein of 190 amino acids. The record is from RefSeq and is a predicted model, not a curated record. The transcript has 2 exons. Lineage: Eukaryota; Metazoa; Arthropoda; Insecta; Hemiptera; Delphacidae.